GCUACUCAUAAGAUUCUUAUCAUAUGUGUCAUAUUCAGCGUUGAGGCUUUGGCUGUAACAAAGAGAAAACAAAGAAGCCAAAACAUGUAAAAGCUCCUGAACCAAGCGGUGCAUGGCCCAUCAUCGGCCAUCUUCACCUUCUCGGUGGCAAAGAAAAACUUCUCUACCGGACCUUAGGAGAAAUGGCUAACCAUUACGGUCCAGCCAUGUCGUUACGACUCGGGAGCAGUAAAGCAUUUGUUGUGAGCAGUUUUGAGGUGGCUAAAGAGUGUUUCACUGUGAACGACAAAGCCUUGGCUUCACGACCUAUGACUGCAGCCGCAAAGCAUAUGGGUUACAAUUAUGCUGUCUUCGGGUUUGCACCUUACAGCUCUUUUUGGCGCGAGAUGCGUAAGAUCGCAACCAUCGAGCUACUUUCUAACCGACGCCUUCAGAUGCUCAAGCAUGUCCGUGUCUCAGAAAUCUCAAUGGGUGUGAAAGAUUUGUAUUCCUUGUGGGUCAAGAAAGGUGGUUCAGAACCAGUAAUGGUUGAUCUAAAGAGGUGGUUAGAGGACAUGACACUGAACAUGAUCGUAAGAAUGGUGGCUGGAAAACGAUACUUCGGUGGUGGCUCAGCAACCCCUGAAGAGACCGAGGAGGCGAGGCAAUGCCAAAAGGCCAUCACAAAGUUCUUUCACCUCAUUGGUAUAUUCACGAUGUCUGAUGCUUUUCCGACAUUAGGGUGGUUUGAUCUGCAAGGACAUGAGAAGGAGAUGAAAAAAACGGGUAGCGAACUAGAUGUGAUUCUCGAGAGAUGGAUUGAUAACCAUCGGCAGCAGCGAAAAUUUUCAGGAAAUAAAGAGAACGAUUCAGACUUCAUUGAUGUUAUGUUGUCACUUGCGGAACAAGGCAAACUCUCCCAUCUUCAGUAUGAUGCAAAUACUAGCAUUAAAUCUACCUGCCUGGCACUGAUUCUUGGAGGAAGUGACACAACAGCUUCAACCCUCACAUGGGCCAUUGCUCUUCUUCUAAACAACAGAGACAUGUUAAAGAAAGCGCAAGAUGAGAUAGACCUCCACGUUGGCACAGACAGGAAUGUCGAGGAUUCAGACAUAGAAAAUCUGGUGUAUCUUCAAGCGAUCAUCAAAGAAACAUUGAGACUGUAUCCAGCUGGUCCUCUCUUAGGCCCUCGAGAGGCGUUGGAAGAUUGCACAGUCGCAGGUUACCACGUUUCUUGCGGCACAAGACUGAUAGUAAACGUAUGGAAAAUCCAAAGAGAUCCAAACGUUUGGGUAGAACCAAACGAGUUCAGACCAGAGAGGUUUCUUACAGGAGAAGCGAAAGAGUUUGACGUUAGAGGACAGAACUUUGAGCUGAUCCCAUUUGGUUCGGGAAGAAGAUCAUGCCCAGGGUCUUCCUUGGCUAUGCAAGUGCUUCAUCUAGGUCUUGCUCGUUUUCUUCAUUCGUUUGAAGUGAGAACUGAUUCGGAUUUGGCUGUUGAUAUGAGUGAAAGUCCUGGCUUGACCAUUCCUAAAGCAACGCCUCUUGAGGUUCUGAUCAGUCCACGUCUUGAGAAACAUCUUUUCGUGUGA
This is a messenger RNA of Eruca vesicaria subsp. sativa (arugula), 1571 nucleotides long. Lineage: Eukaryota; Viridiplantae; Streptophyta; Magnoliopsida; Brassicales; Brassicaceae. The record is from the annotation of a GenBank genome assembly.